This is a messenger RNA of Amoebophrya sp. A120, 1529 nucleotides long. NCBI's taxonomy places the organism in Eukaryota, Dinophyceae, Syndiniales, Amoebophryaceae. The record is from the annotation of a GenBank genome assembly.
ACGCACUAGUAUGGGUACUAGUCGCAACCUGCAGGGGUGUGAUGAGAUAUCAAGAGGAUGGACAAUAUGCAUGACAAACAGGAUGGCUACGGCUAAGGAGGAGGAUCAUGGAUUUCAGAUCGCCGGUCUGUACAAGACCAAGAGAUUUGACAUCAGACCAGAUUUACAUCGUGAUUUGCAUCGCGCUGUGUUUCUGAUCGUCACUAGGUCAUUUGGUAUUCCGAUCUAUCCAACACGAUGGCAAAUUGGACAAACUGCUGUCCCCGACCCGGCGAACCCCGCAAUCUGCUUGGGAGGGUGCUCCUGACAAGGCUAAGAGUGAGACCGGAAAACGUGUUCUUUUUGAGGAUGAACAGAUCAGCUGGGUUGAGGAACUCGACCGUCUGACUGAUCCCGACAACCGGAUGCCCGAAGGGAACGGUUGGACACCACAGCUCAGCAACUUUGUCAAGCAGCUCUUUCUCCAUUUGGUGAAAGACGUCGACAUGAGCGACAGCGUAAAGCUGAAAUUUCUCGAUCGUAAUUCAGAAUUGCAGCGUACAAUCGGGGAAGAAGGCGUCCUCAACUCUUGGACAGUUCUCCGAGGAAAAGGACCCAGCUGCGAGAAGGUCGGCGCAUGGGAGGAAUUCCGCAGCGCUCUAGCAGAAGAGCUAGAGCUCCUGGAUAUUCCUCGGCGCUUGAGCAACGAGCCGCGAGACGAGAAGGCACGCGAUAAGAUGAACAAGGCACGCGACGAGAUCAGUAAGGACAUUUGGCACGUCAGGACGGCCGUUAUGAAACUUCACGCCGGGCCGCAGCCGGGACAGAAGAGCGAGCGAAAAUUAAGUUAUGCUCCCACAGCAGCGCGUCAAGGCACUGAAAUCCAGAACCUGACUGCGCAGAUCAGAGACGCACUUACCUACCUCGCUGAUGCGCGCCAGAAGCUUGAAGACCACGUCAAGUUGUUAGUUCAGCUUCUGGGCCGCGAUGGAGAGAAAGAGAGACGCGCACACCUGCAGUAUGCGAUGCAGAAUGUUGAGAACGAACUCAAGGGUCUAGAUACGAUAGCAGAAGAAAAAUUCCGCGCACCAAAAGGCAGUUUUCUCGCCUACGCGGAGACGCAAUUCACGCGAAACAAACUGGAUCCGGUGAGCCAGGUUCUCGAGGAGUGGUUGGAGCAGCACUUGAAUGCCACGCUGGAGGCUCUUCUGAAGUUGACCGACGUGAUCGACAAUAGCGAUACCGCGGAACGCUUCGUCCCCUUCACAAACACGUUGCUUGCACCGUGGGCGCCAGCAGCGCGGGUCGUUCAUCCGGGACGUGCCGAGGGGCAUCAUGCCGAAGCGCCGAAAUCGCAAAUGACGUUGACGCGGAAGCCACAAGGUGCCGACGGGUUCUUUCCCAAGCUCGAACGCACCCAAGCGGUGCAUUGGCCAUCAGGCUCUGCUCCUGGCGCAGCAGACAUGCAACGCAGAGAUGCCACAAGGCGCAGUUCUUCGAGGGAGCGCAGCUCCUCGAGGAAGCGCAGCUCUUCGCCGGUUCUUCCGUGA